Molecule: messenger RNA, 3745 nt
Organism: Jaculus jaculus (lesser Egyptian jerboa)
Lineage: Eukaryota; Metazoa; Chordata; Mammalia; Rodentia; Dipodidae
Gene: Dipk2a
Product: divergent protein kinase domain 2A
Exons: 3
Coding region: 1-1293 (430 amino acids)
Biological process (GO): regulation of phosphatidylinositol 3-kinase/protein kinase B signal transduction; cardiac muscle cell proliferation
Cellular component (GO): COPI vesicle coat
Source: RefSeq, a predicted model, not a curated record
AUGUGGCGCCUGGUGCCCCCGAAGCUGGGCCGCCUGUCCCGCUCGCUGAAGCUGGCGGCGCUGGGCAGCCUGUUGGUGCUGAUGGUGCUGCACUCGCCGUCGCUGCUGGCCUCCUGGCAGCGCAACGAGCUCACCGACCGACGCUUCCUGCAGCUCAAUAAGUGCCCGGCGUGCUUCGGCACGAGCUGGUGCCGCCGCUUCCUCAACGGGCAGGUGGGCUUCGAGGCGUGGGGCCGCCUGCGCCUGCUGGACUUCCUCAACGUGAAGAACGUGUACUUCGCGCAGUACGGCGAGCCCCGCGAGGGCGGCCGCCGCCGAGUGGUGCUCAAGCGCCUCGGCUCGCAGCGCGAGCUGGCGCAGCUCGACCAGAGCAUCUGCAAGCGGGCCACCGGCCGCCCGCGCUGCGACCUGCUGCAGGCCAUGCCCCGCACCGAGUUCGCGCGCCUCAACGGCGACGUGCGCCUGCUCACGCCCGAGGCGGUGGAGGGCUGGUCGGACCUGGUGCACUGCCCCUCGCAGCGCCUGCUCGACCGCCUGGUGCGCCGCUACGCCGAGACCAAGGACUCGGGCAGCUUCCUCCUGCGCAACCUCAAGGACUCGGAGCGCAUGCAGCUGCUGCUCACGCUGGCCUUCAACCCCGAGCCGCUCGUGCUACAGAGUUUUCCAUCUGAUGAAGGUUGGCCAUUUGCAAAAUAUCUUGGUGCAUGUGGAAGAAUGGUGGCUGUAAAUUAUGUUGGAGAAGAACUGUGGAGUUACUUUAAUGCACCAUGGGAGAAAAGAGUUGAUCUCGCUUGGCAGCUAAUGGAAAUAGCAGAACAGCUUACAAACAAUGACUUUGAAUUUGCACUCUACCUCUUGGACGUCAGCUUUGACAAUUUUGCAGUUGGUCCUCGAGAUGGGAAGGUAAUCAUUGUGGAUGCUGAAAAUGUUUUAGUUGCUGACAAAAGAUUAAUUAGACAAAAUAAACCAGAAAAUUGGGAUGUGUGGUAUGAAAGCAAAUUUGAUGACUGUGAUAAGGAGGCUUGCUUAUCAUUUUCAAAAGAAAUUCUUUGUGCUCGUGUCACUGUGGACCACAACUAUUAUGCUGUUUGUCAAAAUCUUUUAUCCAGACAUGCCACCUGGCGUGGCACUUCUGGAGGACUUCUUCAUGAUCCACCAAGUGAAAUUGCCAAAGAUGGCCGACUGGAGGCCUUGCUCGAUGAGUGUGCCAACCCAAAGAAGCGCUAUGGCCGAUUCCAGGCUGCAAAAGAGCUGCGUGAAUAUCUAGCACAAUUAAGUAACAAUGUAAGGUAGUCUAUGGUAAACCGUUAUCCUUUUUUUUGUUUUUAAUUUCUUUCACUGAAUAGCACUGCUAAAACUAAACCACCAAAAACUAUCUGGAAAAGAAAAAUUUGGAAGUGUUACAUUCAGAAGAUGCUGAACUUGCAUUGAUAAUUUUUACAUUAACAUCUGUCAAAACAUUAUAUUUCAAAGUUCACAUGAUGCUUCUGCAAAUAAGUAUGUUCUUAGACUGUUGAGACUUGAGACAUCAUUGACUGCCACCUUCCCAAUGCCUGAGUGGAUUACUGAAUAUUGUUAAGCUAUUGGAAAGGAGUCUGAUAGUUAUAUGGCUUGUGUACCAAACGGUACUUGGUACUUGGUUUGCAUUACUAUCAUGAUUUUGUGAAUCUCUUGCAUUUGUUUACUUUGAAUGUCAAGUUUGAUCGGCCUGUUUUAUAGGCCACUUUUACCUUCAGAUGUAUAGUAUGAUUUUCCAUUUUUAAAUAUUUUACACAUUCUGGUUACUAUAGCUGUUCACUUAAAUUUUAACUAGUUUUCAUUCAGUGCUGUGCGGUACAUAUUUACUGGUAGGGCUGGAUUCCCAGGUUUACUGUGCUUUCUACAGACAGUUGAAUAUUUCAUUCUGUAAAUAAUGCCCUUCUUCCCCAGCUUCUGUGAUUUCACCAUUGCAUGAUGCCACUUCAAAUUACUUAAGGAGUACAUGUCUCUAUGCCAGUUGUUAUAAGUACACUGAACAUGAAAUUCAGCUGUGCUGUGACAUGUCAUUGCGUCCUUUCCUAGCGGCUUUCAGAAGGGUACACUAGCAGUCUACACCUUGAUGCUAAUUUUGGUUGAGAAAAAAUAGAACCCAUUAUUUUUUAAAUGCUGACUAGUCCAAAAUAGUAACUCAUAUGCCAAAGAAAUAUUAGACAUAGUUCAAUGUUUAGAAUUUAAACUAGAAUUGAUCACCUUAUCUUACUUCCAAUAUUUUAACUCUUGUCGUUAUUAAAUUGAAAUAUACUUGCUUCUUCCUCAGUGUUGACACUUAAGCUACUGCUUUCAAAAAUACAUAACUAAAGAUACUCUACCCUUUUAUUCACUGUUAGUUUUGUAAAAUUAAUGAUAGUCAGUGUUAGAGUUUGAUCAGGUACCAGAAUCUUUAUUUAUAGAUGUACUAAUAACUUAUUUACUGUAACACAAAUAAUUACCCAUCUUCCCAGAAAGGUUUUCUUUACUCAAGCAUUAGAAAUCAAAUUGAAAUAUGUGGAUAAAAAUUAACAAUGUGUAAACUUUGAUACAUUUUACAAUGCUCUAUAAGCUGACUAUCAUAGAUAAGGCAGUGUUUUUCUAUUUAAGUUACUGUUUGUGUUUACAGCAGUUUGGGGUAGUGUGCAGUAACUAGUUCUGGACCGGCCUUCUCUAAAUCAGAAGUUCUUAAAAUAUGCACAGCCAAAGCCAAGUUUUUCAAUUUCAUUCCUUCGGUAGCUAUUUAUUGAGCAUCAGCUCCAUGCCAGGCAUGCUAGUAGCUGCUAUACACUGUCUGAACAUGACAUGGUUAAGUGACUUUAUCGACAUUCAGUGUAAGUACUUCUCACCUGAAGGAGCACAACUUAGGCGAUGCUUUCACGUUGUUCUGGUGGACAUUCUGCUUGAGUCAUCGAAAAUUAGCCUGUUAUGAAAGGAGGAUGAAAUCAGUAAAAGUUAAUACUGGAAAGAAUCGUGUAAGAGAUCUCCGUUACCUAAUAGAUUGUAUUAUGUUCAUUUUUAUGCAUCAGAAUCUUGCAUAGCUCUCAAUGAAACAUUUUAAGUGCUAACUUUUUACAACUUUGUAGUUUUUAGGGGAGUAGGAAAAAUCACUCAACCUUCAUUGGCUUCGUAUUCAAAGCUAUAAUAAAAUACAUAAUUUCAAACUAGAACACCUUUUCUAUUUCAUCUGUCUUCACAACACACGUUAGCGUGGCACUCAGAGGAAUUAUGUCUACUUUGGAAACAUCUUUCUUGGGAAGAUUGACUGAUUUCGACUGCAGAACAUGGUGGGAGAAAGCACUGUCAACAGCAAGAGUGUUUUGGGUUUGGUCAGUUUGUGUUUUUAUAAUUACAUUUCCCCUCAUGAGAUUAUUGGAUUUUUUUUUUUUUAAUCUUUGGAGAAGAUUGAGAAGAUAGUAAAAUUAGAAAUUAAAAAUUACAGGGAAAAUAUGUAUGUGAAAAGCAAUAAAUAUUUUGUUCACUUUGCUAUCAAGAUGUUCACUAUCAGAUAUUUAUUAUAUAGCAGCAAUUUAUAUUUUUAAUCAUUGCCCAUUAAUAGACGCAGUAAAAUAUUUUUGAAUCAGACAUUUGGAGUUUGUAUGUGCAUUAAAAUUGUCUUUUGUACUGUAAGUUGCUGUUUAAUUUGAAUAUUUUAUCAGAACUGUCUCCCUGUGCCUUUAUAAUAUAAAGUUGUUUCUGCAACUUUUAAAUCUUAAUAAAGAGUACUUUAAGAACCAUA